Messenger RNA from Mollisia scopiformis, 3338 nucleotides. RefSeq lists its product as uncharacterized. NCBI's taxonomy places the organism in Eukaryota, Fungi, Ascomycota, Leotiomycetes, Helotiales, Mollisiaceae. The record is from RefSeq and is a predicted model, not a curated record. The transcript is spliced from 4 exons. Bases 450 to 3338 code for a protein of 962 amino acids.
GUUAUCCCAGCCGAUAAGCUCCCCGCCAAGCCCUGUUGUCCAACGUCGUCACGUCGCAUCAGUAAUCCAUGUGUGCAUCAGCUGGAUUUCCCUUCCCCAUUCUCAAUACCUGCUUUCUGCCUCCAUGGAUCCAGGGUUAUCGACUGGCUACAGCUCCCAGCAGCUUACACUGACAGCCAGGCCAGGACACGCAGGACACGCAGGACAUGCAUCGGAUCCAGCCCGCCCACCACUGCACGGCUUUAUUCCUGAGUCGUUAAAAAGUCAAGUCCAGUCCAGUCCAUACAUCCACAGAGCUUGCCGCAUGUAGACCCCCAAGCUUGGUUCAGGUUCAUCUCUUAGUAUUCAUCAUUGCUUCUUCUGCUUUCCUUUUUGUCCAUGUCCAAUUACAUCCAUCCUAAUGAUCUUGAGGACUUUUCCUCCUCGUCGUUUGGCCUUUUCUCUGCAAGAUGCCGCCUUUCUCCUUCCUCAAGAGCUCCAGAAGAGAGAGCCAGCAGAUAGACCGAAAUGACAGCGACGUCAAUCUCACUCGCGAUGCUCCGGAGAAGGUGCAACGGAGGCAAUCCAAGCGCGAGUACUUUCGCAGCCUCCUCAGGAUAUCGUCGGAAUCUAGAACGAAUCGUCGAAGGAGCGGUCAAUUGCCGAAUUCCAAUAGUCUCCAAUCCCCUUCGAAGACACCCGAGCAACCUACCUCCCCAAUGAACAAGCCAUUGCCACCCCCACCUCCCCCAGGGAGCGAGACAGAACCACCGCCCGUCAAAGCUCCCGUGAAGAUGGAAAGAAUUAUGUCUCCCAUCGCCUUGAACGAUUUGCACAAGCUAUUCUCAGGAGCUCCGCAAUUCUUUGCACGAUCGGAGGGGCAUCAUACCGGCGCACCACACCCGUCAGUGGUUUUUCCAUGGAACACAGACCUAGAGAUAAGGGAUUUGUCGGACCAUAUCCAAAUAUCGGAUGAAGCUUGGGGUUGCGUUACGGCAUGGCCACACAUCACCGUCCAAGUGAGCAGGAACGCGGAAGCUACCAAGGAGCACCAUGAAAAAUGCAGAGCACAUUUCCUUCCAAGGUGUCGAGAACGGCCAAACAUGCUUAGCAUGCAAGGAAUCGAACGAGGGACAAUGGGAUACGCGGCUGCUUUGGAGUUGGGAGUUGCUGAUGCACUAGAGAUACCAAACGAACAUCCAGACGGCGGCCCCGAGGUUAUUUCCGAGCAUCGAAGAAAGUUCCUUAAUGGCAAAGAUGGACUCAGGCCUAUUACCGACUCGACACUAAUCGAUCGACUAUUGGCUGUCAGUGAAGUCAAUCAUGAGGAUCCUUUGAAGCAUCAACGAUCGACUGUCCAGCUUUAUACAGAACUCUUCACCCAAAUUCUGUUCCCUCCUUCUCGAGUGACAGAUUCUGAUGACCCUUACAGUCUUCAAGUACAAAUCGAGGCCUUAAUUGAAGUCCUUGCUGCUCCUUUAGUCUGGGUAGACUUCACGUUGGUCGAAUGGAGAAUUCGUCUUGGUCAGAUACUGUGGGGUACAUCAGCGGAUCCAGGAGGAGACGAUGAAAUAGCUAUCAACAACGAAGUCAUACACGAACCGGGAACUCAGAAGUACUGGUUGUUACUACAGAUAUUACUAUCUUGUGAAUUAUUAGUUCGACUCGACGCAAUAUCUGUGAACAUUGAUCAUGGCUUAGAACUUGCGAAACUCAGUGAGAUGCAGAGAUUCGACAAGAGUGCCACGACCAGUGUAAGAUGGUCAUUACUACUUGCAAGAGCCUGGCUUGAGAAUAUCCGUCUCGAAAAGCCAGAUUCAGAAGCUGUUCCAGAGGCCAAACCGGCUGGUUGGUUAGCAACUUUGACAGGUACAGCGCAUUCUGAAGUUACUACUAGGGAUGGACUAGCAGGUCUUCGCUUUCAUGGCAGACAUCAGGCUCGUCAAUUGUCCGGUCUUCUCCACUUUGCGAACAAAAUGGCAUGGCCAGGUCUUGACGAUCUUACCGCGAAAGUAUCUUCAAAUGGAAUCAAGAUCGCCGAUAGCGUACAUGGCACCCCAAUCGGAACACCUUUGUCCAUGUCAACAAAUCGAUCCUCGUCUUACUUUUCAAGCAGGAGACUAGGGGUCCGACGAGGGUUAUCCAUGCACAAGAACAUCUCUGCCAUCAUUCAUCCUGCUGGUUGGCUUUCAAAUUCGUACAUCAGUGGCCUGAUAUUACCAGGAGAAGGACUGAGCCAUUUUCUGAUUUCAACUUUAUUAGAGCAUGAUACCAGUGCUGUCUCCCGACUUGGUGAGGAAGCGAAUCUGUAUGGAGGCUUCAUCUAUUCAGAGAAAAGCUUCUGGAGUACAGCUUGCAUUGUUGGGAGAGUUUUGGCUGCCAGAAAAGGUGCUACAGAGAGCAUGGGUUGGGUGUCUACAGAUGUCGUUCCUCGAAACGUCAGUGAAGGUUGGGUGGACAUCGAUAUUGAUACAGAGCUUCAUGAUGAUCCGGACAAGAAAGGAACCAAACCUCGACUCUGGCAGAAGACAGCCAUUGAGCGAGACGGCAACGUAAUAGGAGGAGCAGAUAUAUCUUCUGUUCUACCAGGCGAUUUUGUCUUACCCUCAGAUGAAUCGAUACAACAGCCUCUUAUCGUCACACUCGAGUCUCUAGACCUUUUCGCCAUGGUAGACUCGGUCCACGACACACCAACCGAAGAACAACUGCCAACGCCAUUCUCAGAGGCAAGUGACAUGCCAGCCAUCCGCACCUACUCAGCAGCAAUGCGCUUCAUGGUCUCCACCACCGACGAAGAAAAGAAAGAAGUCAACAUCUCCCUAACCCACGAUGUCCACUUCGUCACAGCCUACCCCUGCGUCUCAUCCCCGCACACGUCGAUCCUCAAAUCCCCCACCAGUCCAUCCUUCCAAGCCGCCGAACAACCCACCCCGGACGCACUACCAAAAGGCCACCCCCUCCACAAAGCCUUCACAUACACCAAAAUCCCGCUCUCCGCCCUUCUCUCCACCUCCCCCACAACCCCCUUCUCAUCCCUCCUUUCCUCCCCACCAACAACCCCCUCCUCCACCUCCGUCUUCCACUCCUCAACCCACACAACCUCGUCCUCCAUCCCGAAAGUCCUGGUAAUAGAUUGCACCGACUCGACCAUGGACUUAUCCUCCUUCCCGCAACGACCAAUGCCGAGCCCGCACGCGAAACGAAAGGCAUUCGGAAGCGAUUUAGAGAUGUUGGCGAGAGCGGUUUGUGCGGAGAGGGGGUGGAAUGCGUUGGUGUUGAGGAGGGGGAGGGGGUGUUUGGCUUGUGCGGUUAGGGAGGCGGGGGCGUUGGGGUGGAGGGUUGUUGUUUGUGUUGCUUGA